Molecule: messenger RNA, 693 nt
Organism: Talaromyces stipitatus ATCC 10500
Lineage: Eukaryota; Fungi; Ascomycota; Eurotiomycetes; Eurotiales; Trichocomaceae
Exons: 2
Coding region: 1-693 (230 amino acids)
Source: RefSeq, a predicted model, not a curated record
AUGCCAGUCACAGAACUUGCUCUAUUCCAUUUCAAGAACAACAAGAGCAUCGACUCUCCAGAAAACGAGGCAGUCAAAGCAAAGCUUUUAUCAGGAAUUAAAGACCAGGCGUCCUACGCCUCGUAUCCCGUCUAUCUCCUGACCCAGGUAGAAGAUCCAUCUUACUUGUAUCUUGUCGGUGGCUGGGAAUCUGUGGAAACACAUAUGGAAAAAUGGAUUCCGUCAAAGACGAACCAAGAUAUUAUGUUACAGCUACAGGACAACUUGGAAGUAGCCUGGUUACAGCAUCUUGAUGUCAGUCCUGGUACUCUAUCUCCGGAUUCAGUCAAUCUUGAAAGUGAAUGUUCAGGCAUUCCGUUGGCUGCACCAGUGAUUGCCAUCAGUCGCUAUUUCAUAAAUCCUCUGAAAAGGGGAGAUUUUCAGAGUACACUUGCCACAAACAAACACCAUCUUCUUGAAUUUACUAAAGCGUCGAGUAUUGGAGGUGGAUGGAGAUUGGAUCCGGAGAAGACCGAGGACGUGGAGACCAAUAUGAAGGACGAAUUUGUGCUCUUCAGUGGUUGGGGUGCUAUUGAAAACCACCUCAAAUUUGCAGAGACAGAAAGUUUCAAGGAAUUUGGCAAGAUCAAAGGUUAUCUCGAGGGAGCAGAGAUUAAGCAUGCUCGAAGGCCAUCAAAUGUUGCUGCGGUAUAA